CCCCCGCGCUGCUCCGCGCCCGGCCAACCGCCCUCAGCCAUGGGGCUCCUGCCCAAGCUCGGCGCGCCCCAGGGCAGCGACGCCUCUUCCAGCCGAGCCGGCCGCUGUGCCCGCUCGGUCUUCGGCAACAUUAAGGUGUUUGUGCUCUGCCAAGGCCUCCUGCAGCUCUGCCAACUCCUGUACAGUGCCUACUUCAAGAGCAGCCUUACCACCAUUGAGAAGCGCUUUGGGCUCUCCAGUUCUUCAUCGGGUCUCAUUUCCAGCCUGAAUGAGAUCAGCAAUGCCAUCCUCAUCAUCUUUGUCAGCUACUUUGGCAGCCGGGUGCACCGUCCACGUCUGAUUGGCAUCGGGGGUCUCUUCCUGGCUGCAGGUGCCUUCAUCCUCACCCUCCCACACUUCCUCUCCGAGCCCUACCAGUACACCUUGGCCAGCACUGGAAACAACAGCCACUUGCAGGCUGAGCUCUGCCAGAAGCAUUGGCAGGACCUGCCUCCCAGUAAGUGCCACAGCACCACCCAGAACCCCCAGAAGGAGACCAGCAGCAUGUGGGGCCUGAUGGUGGUUGCCCAGCUGCUGGCUGGCAUCGGGACAGUGCCUAUUCAGCCAUUUGGGAUCUCCUAUGUGGACGACUUCUCAGAGCCCAGCAACUCGCCCCUGUAUAUCUCCAUCUUAUUUGCCAUCUCUGUAUUUGGACCGGCUUUCGGGUACCUGCUGGGCUCUGUCAUGCUGCAGAUCUACGUGGACUACGGCAGAGUCAACACAGCUGCAGUUAACUUGGUCCCGGGCGACCCCCGAUGGAUUGGAGCCUGGUGGCUAGGCCUGCUUAUUUCUUCAGUCUUCUUGGUUCUCACGUCUUUCCCCUUUUUUUUCUUCCCUCGAGUAAUGCCCAUAGGAGCAAAGAGGAAUCCUGCCACAGCAGACGAAGCAAGGAAGUUGGAGGAGGCCAAGUCAAGAGGCUCCCUGGUGGAUUUCAUUAAACAGUUUCCCCGCAUCUUUCUGAGGCUCCUGAUGAACCCGCUCUUCGUGCUGGUGGUCCUGGCCCAGUGCACCUUCUCCUCCGUCAUUGCUGGCCUCUCCACCUUCCUCAAUAAGUUCCUGGAGAAGCAGUAUGGCACCUCAGCGGCCUACGCCAACUUCCUCAUUGGUGCUGUGAACCUACCUGCUGCAGCCUUGGGGAUGCUGUUUGGAGGAAUCCUCAUGAAGCGCUUUGUUUUCUCUCUGCAAACCAUUCCCCGCGUAGCUACCACCAUCAUCACCAUCUCCAUGAUCCUUUGUGUUCCUCUGUUCUUCAUGGGAUGCUCCACCCCAACUGUGGCCGAAGUCUACCCCCCUAGCACAUCAAGUUCUAUACAUCCGCAGCCUCCUGCCUGCCGCAGGGACUGCUCGUGCCCAGAUUCUAUCUUCCACCCGGUCUGUGGGGACAAUGGAAUUGAGUACCUCUCCCCUUGCCACGCUGGCUGCAGAAACAUCAACAUGAGCUCUGCAACCUCCAAGCAAUUGAUCUAUUUGAACUGCAGCUGUGUGACUGGGGGAUCCGCUUCAGCAAAGACAGGAUCGUGCCCUGUCCCCUGUGCCCACUUCCUGCUCCCAGCCAUCUUCCUCAUCUCCUUCGUGUCCCUGAUAGCCUGCAUCUCCCACAACCCCCUCUACAUGAUGGUUCUGCGUGUGGUGAACCAGGAGGAAAAGUCAUUUGCCAUCGGGGUGCAGUUCUUGUUGAUGCGCUUGCUGGCCUGGCUGCCAUCUCCAGCCCUCUAUGGCCUCACCAUUGACCACUCCUGCAUCCGGUGGAACUCGCUGUGCUUGGGGAGGCGAGGGGCCUGCGCCUACUAUGACAACGAUGCUCUCCGAGACAGGUACCUGGGCCUGCAGAUGGGCUACAAGGCGCUGGGCAUGCUGCUACUUUGCUUCAUCAGCUGGAGGGUGAAGAAGAACAAGGAGUACAAUGUGCAGAAGGCGGCAGGCCUCAUCUGACCCCCGCCCGGGCCACUGCCCUGCUCCAGAGAGCGGACCGUGCCUCUUCCACACCUGCCUAUAUUCACUAAUGUUAACACGUCAUUUCCUUUUUGUAUUUUUAAACAAGAAAGAAAACCCCAGU
Macaca mulatta (Rhesus monkey) is the source of this 2095-nucleotide messenger RNA. It is a transcript of the gene SLCO2A1, whose product is annotated as solute carrier organic anion transporter family member 2A1. NCBI's taxonomy places the organism in Eukaryota, Metazoa, Chordata, Mammalia, Primates, Cercopithecidae. Gene Ontology annotation, biological process: sodium-independent organic anion transport; prostaglandin transport; transmembrane transport. The record is from RefSeq and is a predicted model, not a curated record. Gene Ontology annotation, molecular function: protein binding; prostaglandin transmembrane transporter activity. Gene Ontology annotation, cellular component: basolateral plasma membrane.